Messenger RNA from Clonostachys rhizophaga, 1533 nucleotides. Lineage: Eukaryota; Fungi; Ascomycota; Sordariomycetes; Hypocreales; Bionectriaceae. The record is from the annotation of a GenBank genome assembly.
AUGCCACCACUCAGCACCGCCCGCAACAUCUUACGCAGGACCGGGUAUGCCGAUGUUCUAGUGAAGAUGAUACGAAAGACCUAUGGAGAAUGCCCAGAAUCCUCGGCGCAGGGCCAGCCGCUUGCAAGCUUCGAUGUUCCCGAUCCAACUGCACACCCCAUCGCCAUCGCCCGUAAUCUUCUGCUGAUUGCGCUCAGCUUGCAGAUCCGCGAAGAAGUAACCCCUUCCAGUUCGGAGAGCCAGUCGAGCAGGGAGUCCUCACAUCGCUACUUCAGUGCUGCUACUCACUAUGUUACUUCGAAGGAUCAGCUUGUUACGUCUCCGGUGGGGCUCGAGACGCUCAUGCUCGAGGGACUUUACCAGCUAAGCGCGGGAAACCUUAAACUUGGAUGGCUCACAUUUUGCCGGGCAAUAGAAUGUGCCGAUUUGGAUGGGAAUCCGGCUGAGGCUUGCAUGGUAUCGACAUCUUCAUUUCUCUGGUUCCGUCUCAACUACAGCGACCGCAUUCUCUCCCUUAUUAUGGGGCUCCCCUUCGCUACUCUUGGUGAUGGCUUUGCCUCUCCUGAAGUCUUGGCGGCAGAUGUACCUGUUGGAAGGGUGGAGCGAAUGCAUACCGUUGUCAUGGGACAUAUCAUCGCAAGGAAUCAACGUAUUGCCCGUGCGGAAAACACACAACACGCCUUGAGGACCGAAGCAAAAGAGACUCGGCGUAUAGACGAAGAACUCUUUCAGGUUUCCACGCAGUUUCCCCGGAAGUGGUGGCUCUCACCACAUCUCGAGAACCUUAUGCCCGAGGCUGGAGACUCAAUGCACGAGAUGUUAAGGCUCUUGGCACAGGUGAAUCAGGCCCACUUGUUGCUGGCCCUUCACCUACCGCACGCCAUACAUGCAUUUUCAGCAGUGCCCCAGCCCCAGCCUGACUGCAGUUACAGCACCAUUCAAGCCAGCCGGGAUCUGUUAGCUCGGUUCGUUCUCUACCGAAAGUCCCACCGAAUGCCGGUUUGCUGUCGUGUCAUUGGCUUCAAGGCCUUUACUGCUUCGGCGAGUCUGUUGUUAGCCCAUAUUGACGGUCAUCACCUCGGUCAUGGAAAUACACUCAGGCACCAUCGACAGGAAGAUUUGGGGGUUAUUGAAAUGGCGGUUGACAAUAUCAAGGACCUCGCGAAGCUGUUACCGAUGUAUCAAGGCAAGGCUGAGGUACGGAUCCUCGAGGCCUUAAUAGGCAUUGAAGCUCGGCUGAAGAUCGACAGUCGAGGGUUCAGUGGUGAAUGCUCCGUGCUGGGCCAAGGACAACCGUUCGAGUUUGGCACGCCAUUUUUGGGGAGGGUCAGGAUCCAUAGCUUGGCGACGGCCGAACCUGCGGACAUGACAGAUUUGGAAUUAUCGACCGGGGCUUUUGAAAUUAUGCCAAGCACUAUGAGCCGCGACGCAAUCGGGGGGUGGCUACCGCAAAAGCUGUUGCCUCUCGGGUAUCUUAGUCUAUCUAUCUCAGGAAGUCUUUCGGCGGUGGAAACUGUGAGCACGAAUUGCUAG